Molecule: messenger RNA, 875 nt
Organism: Cornus florida
Lineage: Eukaryota; Viridiplantae; Streptophyta; Magnoliopsida; Cornales; Cornaceae
Product: homeobox-leucine zipper protein HAT3
Exons: 3
Coding region: 1-717 (238 amino acids)
Biological process (GO): regulation of DNA-templated transcription
Cellular component (GO): nucleus
Molecular function (GO): sequence-specific DNA binding; DNA-binding transcription factor activity, RNA polymerase II-specific
Source: RefSeq, a predicted model, not a curated record
AUGCACAUUGCAGAUCGGAACGUAGAAGCGAGAUCGUACCUCCGAAUGAUCGACGUGAAUCGACCGGCGGACUGUGAGGAAGAAGUGGGGGUUUCUUCGCCGAACAGCACGGUUUCGAGCGUGAGCGGGAAGAGGAACGAGAGUGAGAUCGAGAGAGCUUUGCGUUUUCAGGGAAUCGGCGACGAAGAUGACGGCGGCGGCGGGGGAGAAAGGAAGAAGUUGAGGUUGACGAAGGAACAGGCGGCGGUGCUGGAAGAGACGUUCAAGGAUCACAACACACUCAAUCCGAAGCAAAAGGUGAGCCUGGCAAAGCAGCUGAAUCUGCGCCCUCGACAAGUGGAAGUGUGGUUUCAGAACAGAAGGGCAAGGACCAAGUUGAAGCAAACAGAGGUAGACUGCGAGUACUUAAAGAAGUGUUGUGAGAAUCUGACGGAAGAGAACAAGCGGUUACUGAAGGAAGUGAAUGAACUUAGAGCACUCAAACUUUCCCCACAGUUGUCCAUGCACAUGAAACCUCCCACCACCCUCACCAUGUGCCCUUCAUGUGAGCGUGUGGCAGCUGUUUCAUCAUCCUCAUCCUCUGUUGCAACUGAUGCAGCCCAAGCUCGCCUCCACAACCGGUCGGAUCCUAGUCACCACCGACCUGUACCCACUCACCCAUGGACCACAAAAACCGUCUCCCAACAGCCGUUUGAACCCCAUCGUGCUCAGUCAUAGCUAUGCACUCUUGAAGAAAAAGAAAAAGAAAAAAAAAAAAAAAAAAAAAAUUGCAUAUAAUGGUGAUUUAGUUGGUUUUUGGAACAAGGGUAUUUUAGUCAUUUUUAAUUGGUAGGUAUAUGAGUGGUAGUGAGUAUAUAUAUAUUUAUUUCCCAAGU